AUGUCAUUCGGGUACGUAGAGCUUUUGAAUGGCAUAGCCAUGGAGAUGUUCAGCUCAGCCCGCUACCUAAUCUACAACCUCCGCUCCAAUAUCGAAGCUUUACAUUUUGGCAAAGGCUCGUUAUUAAUCGAUAUGGACAUUUCGUUACUAAUGGAAAUCAAAAAAUUUAACGAAACUCGCGAUUUCCUGCCAUUUCAUGAUGUAGUUAAGAGUGCUACGGCCAUCACCGCCACUCAGGUCAUGUUUUAUGGUAACAAAAAGCAGGUUUAUAUGUUGGAAAGGUUCUUGGAUUUGAUUAUACCAUGCUACACUGAGUUUCCAUGGAAUCAAGUGUUUCGAAUGGGCAAAAUUAACUUGACUUUAAUGGCAGCGGUCGCUAAACAAGUUGUCGAUCAUCUUAGCUAUGGCGAACAUAAGCAGUAAGUUUAUUCAACGCUACGCUUUGCUACUCUACCCCACCGUACCCUACCCUACAAUAUCGUACUGUAGCGUACCCUACCCCACCGUACCCUACCAUACCCACACCGCUCUGCCUUGCGCUGCUCUACCAUAGUUUUUAAUAAUCUGUAGCUACUUUUACGCUAUAAUAGCUUUACAGGACAUUACCGUAUCCUAGCGUAAUCUCGCGUUAGCAAAAACCAUAAUAGCGCUCUGUAAAAAACCUUACCGUACCUUAUACUAGCCCAGCUUACCGUAUUGAAGUACCACCGUACCCUACACUGAAUAUUUCAUUCUAACUUUACCUUACCCUCAUCUUACCUUACUCUAUUAUAGUUUUACCUUAUCCCGCCCUAUAUCUACCAAAACCCACCCUUAUAUCAAAGAUUACUGUAUUUUUUUCAGCUUCCCUUCUAAUUACGUAUUGCAACAAAAAGAGAGGAUACUGAGCGAGUAUCAUGCUUGGAUACAACUUGUCGACCCAGAUGGAUUGGGACAGCCCGCUUUCGAAGCUUUUAACGAUCUUUUUUCGAAUAUUGAGUUUCAUGAAAAAAGAAUUGGCACUUUCACCCAGUUUUACAUGCUACCUAAUGAGCUCAAGUAUAUUAUCAUGUAAGUUUGUGUGGUUCUAACCAAAAAUGGCAUAAUAGCAAAAACUUUGUUUACAGAACAAAAAAUGGCAAGAACUUUCUUUACGAAACAAAAAAUAGCAGGAACUUUCUUUACAAAACAAAAAAUAGCAAGAACUUUCUUUACAAAACGAAAAAUAGCAAGAACUUUCUUUAUAAGCAAAAAUGGCAAGAACUUUCUUUCCACCUCAAGUAAAUACCAAAAUUUUCAGUAAAAAAGCGGCCGAAACCUCGCCAACCGCGGUCGAUUCGACCGGUCGCACUUUCAACGUAAUGUAUGGAAAUGUCAUCGAAGAUGACGUGGAUUACAACUACAACCUACUGCUAACGAGGGCACCUUGCAAAAAGAGCAAAAUCGACAGGUUGGAGGAUAAUCGACCACGGGUCGAAUUGGACAAUGCGUUGGACUAUUAUUAG
Messenger RNA from Bursaphelenchus okinawaensis, 1484 nucleotides. Lineage: Eukaryota; Metazoa; Nematoda; Chromadorea; Rhabditida; Aphelenchoididae. The record is from the annotation of a GenBank genome assembly.